GGGGCAAAGGGGGCGUGGCCUCGCCUCAGGCUUUUGUUCAGUCUGAGAAGAGGAAGGAAGAGGGAAGGAGGAAGGGAGGAAGCGGAAGCGGAAGAGGAAGAGGAAAGGGCAUGUCGUACAUUCCGGGCCAGCCGGUCACCGCCGUGGUGCAAAGGGUCGAGAUCCACAAGCUCCGCCAAGGGGAAAACCUCAUCCUGGGCUUCAGCAUCGGGGGCGGCAUCGACCAGGACCCCUCCCAGAACCCCUUUUCCGAGGACAAGACUGACAAGGGCAUUUAUGUGACCCGAGUGACAGAGGGCGGCCCGGCGGAAGUGGCGGGGCUUCAGGUGGGAGACAAGAUCAUGCAGGUGAACGGGUGGGACAUGACCAUGGUGACGCACGACCAAGCGCGGAAGCGGCUGACCAAGCGCAACGAGGAAGUGGUCCGGCUCCUGGUGACCAGGCACUCCCUCCAGAAGGCCGUCCAGCAAUCCAUGAUGGGCCCCGCUUGCCACUGAGUCGCAUUGGAGGAGGAGGAGAAGGAGACCAGUGCCAUCUUGGUAGAGGCGGGGCCCCGUGCCUCUCCCAAGAUGGCACCCGCCGCCAGAGAACCGGCCCGUUGGAAUUCGCAGUUUUUGCAAACUUCCUCUUUUGGACGAUGGGAACUUUCCGUGGCUUAACAUAAAUCAGUUAUAGUCCAACUUUGGCCCUCUGGGUGUUUUGAACUUCAACUCAACUGUGGGAGUUGAAGUCCAAAACACCCAGAGGGCCAAAGUUGGACCAUGCCUACUUUAGAUCCAUGUCCUGCCUUAUCACUUCCUCCGAGUUUACUACAAGGGUUGAAUGAAAAGUAAUGCCUCCACCUUCGUAACUCCUCAACAGAUGGCAGUACUGGUAUACGGCAGGUACUGGCUUAUUCAGUAGACUCUCCUUUACAGUUCCAUUUUGAUACGAAGCCUUAGCAUUGAAUGGUUGUGUUGUUAAAGUGAAAAGUAAUGCCUCCACCUUCGUAACCCCUCAACAGAUGGCAGUACCGGUAUGAGGCAUGUAUUGGCUUGUUCAGUAGAUUCUCCUCUACAGUUUUGUUUUGGCGAGAAGCCUUAGCAUUGAACGGUUGUGGUGUUAAAGUAAAAAGUAAUGCCUCUGCCUUCGUAACUUUUCAACAGAUGGCAAUACUGGUAUGUGGCAAGUGCUGGCUUGUUCAGUAGACUCUCCUCUACAGUUUCAUUUUGGUGGGAAGCCUUAGCAUUGAAUGGUUUUGUUGGUAAAAUGCAAAGUAUGGAACCCUGUGCAGACAGUCGGUCAGUGCGACUUAAGCAACAGCAGAAGGUGUCACCCCAAAGGUGUCACCCCAAAGGAGAUUCGUUGGGGAAUGCAAACUGUUGAUGGUGAUUGUGUUGAUAUGAGUACUGUGUGUCGUUGAGUGAGUAAGUUCAAAGAUGUUGAGGUGACACCUUCUGCUGUCAAGAAUUCAAGGACUGCACGUUGCUUAAGUCACAUCAACAACACAACCAUUCAAUGCAAAAUGGAACUAUAGAGGAGAGUCUACUGAAUAAGCCAGUACCUGCUGCAUACCAGUACCGCCAUCUGUUGAGGAGUUACGAAGGUGGAGGCAUUACUUUUCACUUUAACAACACAACCAUUCAAUGUUAAGGCUUCCUAGCGAAAUGGAACUAUAGAGGAGAGUCUACUGAACAAGCCAGUACCUGCUGCAUACCAUUACUGCCAUUUGUUUAGCAGUUACGAAGGUGGAGGCAUUACUUUUCACUUUAACAACAAAACCAUUCAAUGCUAAGGCUUCCUGCCAAAAUGGAACUGUAGAGGAGAGUCUACUGAACAAGCCAGUACCUGUCGCAUACCAGUACUGCCAUCUGUUGAGGAGUUACAAAGGUGGAGGCAUUACUUUUCACUUUAACAACACAACCAUUCAAUGCUAAGGCUUCCUAUCAAAAUGGAAAUAGAGGAGAGUCUACUGAACAAGCCAGUACCUGCUUUUCAUUCAACCCUCGUAUAUUUUAUCUAGGAAGCUCAAACUAGGAAAUCCUACCAUCAAAGAUUCUGAAAAGCCACCCGAGUGCCAUUUCGUAUGUCGAUCAAUCCACAAACAGGGCAUUUGUAGCUUCCCAUAUGGAGAGGAGGCUUUUUGGCGCCUGCUGUGAGUUCCUUUCAACCCUGUAUUUUGGAAUAUACUGUAAAUAUGCCCCCUCUUUCUCCCCCUUCCUAUACAUCGAGAUCACUAACUUAUUUCAGUAUAUUACUGCUCUCUCUCUCUCUUGACUUGGGCGGCAUUGAUUCUCUGUCCGACGGGGUGUAAACAGAGCGGCCGCGACCACUAGAUGCCUCUUGAUCACUGUGUCCUUUUUGUACUUCCGAUUCCAAGGUUUUGAUAAAAAUGUAUGAUUAUUCUUUUUUGGGUAGGGAAGGGGGAUUUUGUGGUUUUUUGCGCACAAAACACUGAACUCGUGAUUCACCGCACUCGCCUUGUUUCGAAGAGAUGUUGAUCAUUUGCUAUGACAAUAAUAAACCAGCCAAUCAAGGCUUUCUGACGGA
Messenger RNA from Anolis sagrei ordinatus, 2529 nucleotides. RefSeq names its product Tax1 binding protein 3 (gene TAX1BP3). Lineage: Eukaryota; Metazoa; Chordata; Lepidosauria; Squamata; Anolidae. Gene Ontology annotation, cellular component: basolateral plasma membrane; cell junction. Gene Ontology annotation, molecular function: protein binding. The record is from RefSeq and is a predicted model, not a curated record. Gene Ontology annotation, biological process: receptor clustering; cell-cell adhesion; embryo development.